Neogale vison (American mink) is the source of this 5207-nucleotide messenger RNA. RefSeq names its product ABI family member 3 binding protein (gene ABI3BP). Lineage: Eukaryota; Metazoa; Chordata; Mammalia; Carnivora; Mustelidae. The record is from RefSeq and is a predicted model, not a curated record. Gene Ontology annotation, biological process: positive regulation of cell-substrate adhesion; extracellular matrix organization. The transcript is spliced from 61 exons. Gene Ontology annotation, molecular function: protein binding. The coding region runs from base 103 to 5007 and encodes 1634 amino acids.
AGCCGCCCGCCUCUGUCACUGGGAGACAGUCCACUUAAAUGCGGCUCCAGGGUUGCGGGGCGCCCACCAGCAUCACUCCCCGUGUGAGGUGGCAAAUGCAACAUGCUGUCCAGCUUGGGGUGUCUGCUUUUCUGUGGAAGUAUUGCACUAGCCCUGGGAAAUGCACAGAAAUUGCCAAAAGGUAAAAGGCCAAGCCUGAAAGUCCACAUCAAUACCACGAGCGACUCCAUCCUCUUGAAGUUCCUACGUCCAAAUCCAAAUGUAAAAUUAGAAGGUUUUCUCUUGGGAUAUGGCAGCAACUUGUCACCAAACCAGUACUUCCCUCUUCCAGCAGAAGGGAAAUUCACAGAGGCUGUGGUCGAUGCGGAGCCUAAAUAUCUGAUCGUUGUGCGGCCUGCUCCCCCUCCGAGUCAGAAGAAGUCCUGCUCAGGUAAAUCACGCUCUCGCAAACCCCUCCAGCUGGUGGUUGGCACUCUGACACCAAGCUCUGUAUUCCUGUCCUGGGGUUUCCUCAUUAACCCACACCACGACUGGACGUUGCCAAGUCACUGUCCCAAUGACAGAUACUAUACAAUUCGCUAUAGAGAAAAAGAUAAGGAAAAAAAAUGGGUUUUCCAACUCUGUCCGGCCACCGAAACAAUCGUGGAAAAUCUAAAACCCAACACAGUUUAUGAAUUCGGAGUGAAAGACAAUGGAGAAGGCGGAAUUUGGAGUAAGAUUUUCAAUCACAAGACUGUUGUUGGCAGUAAAAAAGUAAAUGGGAAGCUCCAAAGCACCUAUGACCAAGUCCACACAGUGCCAGCAUAUGUCCCAAGGAAGCUAAUUCCAAUAACAGUCAUCAAACAAGUGAUUCAGAAUGUUACUCACAGGGCUUCAACUAAAUCCCCAGAUAAGACUCCCUUUGGAGGAACAAUAUUAGUCCAUCUUAUUAUUCCAGGCCUUAAUGAAACCACUGUUAAACUUCCUACAUCCAUAAUGCUUGAGAUUUCCGAUGCAAUCAAGACACAGUUAGCUAAGAAUGAAACGUUGGCAUUACCUGCUGAAUCUAAAACACCAGAUGUAGAAAAAAUCCCAGCACGGGCCAUAACAGUGACACCUGAGUCAAUGCCAAGGACCACAAAACCUACUGUGUCUAGUGCACUAGACUUUUCAGAAAAAACACUAGUUCUCAGCGAAAGGACGCCGGAAAUCCUGCAAACUAUUCUAAUACCUAGGUUUGAAUUGCCCCUGAGCACUCUAGUUCCGAAAAGGCUUCCAGAAUUUCCUCAGGCAAACACACCCUUCCCCUUUGAGAAGCCUGAGGGCACUCUGGCUUCAAGUGGAAAGCCAUGGAUUGUGCCUACAAGUAAAACAUCAGAAGAUUCCAAACUUCUCUCACCUCGAACUGCCACUUAUGAUGUUUUCUCAAGCCCUGCGACAUCAGAUGAGCCUGAAAUGUCAGAAGCCCGCACAGCAACAAGUGAUCCAUUUCUGGAUUCUGUCCCACCUAAAACUUCUAGAACUCUUGAACAGCCAAGGGCAACACCGGCUCCAAGUGAAACACCAUUUGUUCCUCAAAAAUUGGAAAUCUUUACAAGUCCUGAAAUGCCACCUACAACACCUGCUGCCCAGCAAACUACGUCUAUCCCUUCUACACCUAAACGACGCGUCAGGCCCAAAACACCAAGAACCAAACCUGAAAGAACCACAAGUCCUGGGACAGUUACACCUAAAAUUCCUAAAAUCCCUGAAUCUACACAGACAACACUGGCUCCCAGUAAAACACCAUUUAUUUCUUUGAAACCUAAAAUUCCUCUCACCCCAGAAGGGACACCCACCAAACCUGCACCUGGAACUCUGGAAACAAAACCUUCAACAUUAGCUCCACCAAAGACCAAACGACCAGGUCGUCGUCCCCGUCCUAAAACCACACCUGGUCCAGAUGUGCCCAAGUCCAAACCUGUUCUGGAACCUGCUACAGUACCUCCGGAGCUUUUGGUGCCCACAAUCGCAUCAAAACCAUCCAAAAGACCUAAAACCACACGUAGACCAGAUGCACUUCAAAUCCUGCCUGAUUCAAAACCACCAAAGCAAUUACUUCCUAAACCCCAAACCCCAGCACAACCAGAUACGCCACCAACUAAACCCGUCUUUGAGCCUGUUACACUGGAGACCGAAGCUCCCUCCCCAACCAUAGUUCCUGCCACAGAACUUGAACCUGUAACUCUGAGAAUUGAGACUCCCAUGACAACGUUGGCUCCAAAAACUUCACAACGACCAAGGACACGUCGUCCACGUCCCAAACAUAAAUCCACACCGAGCCCAGCUACAUCUCAGAGCAAACUAGCUACAACAACAAAGAGACCUCGUCGUCCACGCCCCAAAGCUAAAACCACACCCCAUCCAGAAGUACCUCAGCCCAAACUGGUUCCUACCACAGUCUUUGAACCAGUUGUACUUAGAACCGAGGCUCCAGUGACCACACUAGCUCCCAAAGUGUCUCAGCAAACUCAUCAUCCACCUCCCAAACCUGAAACCACAGGGAGUCCUGAAGCCCUUCAGACUGAACUGGUCCUUGAAGCAGUCACUCCUAUGAAAGAGGCUCCAGGGACUGCAUUUGUUCCUGUUACAGACCUUGAACCUGUUACUCUUAGAACGGAGACACCUGGGACAACAUUAGUUCCUGCUACAGUUCUUGAACCUGUCACUCUUAGACCUGAGACCCCAGGAACAACAUUAGUUCCUACUGCAGACCUUGAACCGGUUGUGUUGAGAACUGAAACAUGGGUAACAACACAAGCUCCUAAAACAUCAAAACGGACCCGUCGUCCACGUCCCAAACAUAAAACUACACCAACUUCUGAAGCACCUAAAAAAAUACUGGCUCCUACUACAGAUCUUGAACCUGGCCCUCUUAGAACUAAAGCUCCAGAAAUCGUGGUUCCUCCUACAGCCCUUGAACCCAUCACUCUUAGGACAAAGGCUCCAGAAACUACAUUAGCUCCUAAACCAGCACAACGAACCCGACGUCCACGUCCCAGGCCUAAAACCACAUCAAGCCCUGAGGCAACUCAGACCAAACAGGCUCCCACUGAACUGCAAACUCUUAUUUUGAAACCAGUGACAUCACCAAGCCUAGAAAUGACACAGAGUCAACCUGUUUCUGAAGUCCUGGAAUCGAUUACAAUAAGCACUGAGUCAUCAAAGGAAGCUCUAGCACCAACUGUAACAGAUUAUCUGUAUCCCUCUGCCAAAGCACCACUCAGUCCAGAGGAACCAAAGACUGGAGUUGUGGAAUCUAUUACAAAUGUGUCUGAACCACCUGAGACCACACUAGCUCCCAAGCAAGCACCACAUGCUCCUCCCAAACCAAAAACAUCACCACAUCCAAGAAUCCCACAAACCCACCCAGUUCCAAGAGAUGUGCUCCUUCCCCCUAAACCAGACCCUGAAGUCUCUCAGAGCGAACCUGUUCUGCAACCCGUUACCUUUAGAAUUGAUCUACCAGAGACAACAAUAGCUCCUUUAGAGACACGAGGCAGCCCUUUUAUACCCAUGAUUUCACCAAGUACUGGUGAAGAGGAACUGCAAACCACUCUGGCAGAAACCGACCAAUCCACUCAGAAAUUCUUCACAACUAAGAUUCCACUAACAACUGAAUUGGUGACAACUCAGGCACCACACAGAUUGUAUACUACUCCUGUGAGGCCCAGAAUACCAGACAAAGCACACAUCAGACCCGUUCUGAAUAAGACAACUACAAGACCUAGUAGACUCAAACCCAGUAGGACACCCAAAGGGAAUGGAAUGGGAACAGGGGUCAAGCAAGCCCCAAAGCCAUCAGGUGCUGGUAAAAAUGUGUCCAUGGACUCUACCCACUCCACCAAAAAACCAGCCGCAGUCCCAGGCACUCGCCGCCCACACUUGCCACCUAGACCUGUGCCCCCACGAAGAAAACCUUUACCACCAAAUAAUGUCACUGGCAAGCCAGGAAGUGCAGGAAUCAUUUUAUCAGGCCGAGUAACAUCUCCACCACUGAGGGCCACACUCGGCCCUACUGAAGCCCCUUCAGAGAGAACAGAGACAGAUGAAAAGCAACCAACAGCUCCUGCAUCAGGAGAAGAUCUUGUUAAUAUAACUGACUUUAGCUCAAGUCCAACAAGAGAAACUGAUCCUCUUGGAAAGCCCAGAUUCAAAGGUCCUCAUGUGCGAUACAUCCAAAAACCUGAAAACAGGCCCUGCUCCAUCACUGAUUCUGUCAAACGGUUCCCCAAAGAGGAUGCUACUGAAGGGAAUGCCACCAGCCCACCGCAGAACCCACCUACCAACCUCACUGUGGUCACUGUGGAAGGGUGUCCCUCAUUUGUCAUCCUGGACUGGGAUAAGCCACUAAAUGAUACCGUCACUGAAUAUGAAGUUAUAUCCAGAGAAAAUGGGUCAUUCAGUGGGAAGAACGAGUCUGUUCAAAUUACAAAUCAAACCUUCUCCACGGUAGAAAAUCUAAAACCAGAUACAAGCUAUGAAUUCCAGGUGAAACCCAAAAACCCACUUGGAGAAGGUCCCCCCAGCAACACAGUGGCAUUCAGCACUGAAUCAGCGGACCCAAGAGUGAGCGAGCCAGUUUCUGCAGGAAGAGAUGCCAUCUGGACUGAAAGACCCUUUAACUCAGACUCUUACUCAGAAUGUAAGGGCAAACAGUAUGUCAAACGGACGUGGUAUAAGAAGUUUGUAGGGGUGCAGCUGUGCAACUCUCUCCGCUACAAGAUUUAUCUGAGUGACUCCCUCACAGGAAAAUUUUAUAACAUAGGCGAUCAGAGAGGCCAUGGAGAAGACCACUGCCAGUUUGUGGACUCGUUUUUAGAUGGACGCACAGGACAGCAACUCAGUUCUGACCAGUUACCCACCAAAGAAGGCUAUUUCAGAGCAGUUCGUCAGGAACCUGUCCAAUUUGGAGAAAUAGGUGGUCACACCCAAAUCAAUUAUGUCCAGUGGUAUGAAUGUGGGACCACAAUUCCUGGAAAAUGGUAGAUGCUACAAUCAGAAUCAAAAGUGCCUUCUGUUUUAUCAUGGCAAAAAAAUAAUUGGAAACAAUAUUUGUCACAUUCAUUUAAAGCUGUUAUGUUUACUAUGUAUUAAAGUUUAAUAGCAAUAGUAGAUGUUUAUUAGAAAUAUUGCUGAGAAUAUUUAUCAGGUUUUACAAAAUCAUUUUAAGAAAACAAGAUAUUGAC